Syngnathus typhle (broad-nosed pipefish) is the source of this 4023-nucleotide messenger RNA. RefSeq names its product FERM, ARHGEF and pleckstrin domain-containing protein 1-like. Gene Ontology annotation, cellular component: cytoskeleton. The transcript has 28 exons. Gene Ontology annotation, molecular function: cytoskeletal protein binding; guanyl-nucleotide exchange factor activity. Bases 16 to 3117 code for a protein of 1033 amino acids. Lineage: Eukaryota; Metazoa; Chordata; Actinopteri; Syngnathiformes; Syngnathidae. The record is from RefSeq and is a predicted model, not a curated record.
CCGCUGAUCUGACAAAUGGGUCAAAGUAACAACGAGCCAGACGGGAACAGAUCGAGAGCAGCAGCAGCAGGCAGCAUGGUCGAACCAGCCGACAGACCAUCCACGGCCGGACAUAGGCUGGGCGCUCCCGAAAGUUUUGGGGUGUCCACCCUGGAGCCUGGUCUGAGUCCACCUGGACAGGCACCAGGAAGAAAAGUCUCUAUCAGGGUGCAGAUGUUGGAUGACACACAGGAAGUCUUCCAGAUAUCACAACGCUCCUCCGGCAAAGUGCUUUUUGACCUAAUCUGUGUCCAUCUCAACCUGGCGGAGGGAGACUAUUUUGGCCUGGAGUACCAGGACCAACGCAAGAUGACUGUGUGGCUGGACUUGCUGAAGCCAACGAUGAAGCAGAUCCGACGGCCAAAGAACACCAUUCUUCGUUUUGUGGUCAAAUUCUUCCCUCCUGACCACACACAGAUCAUGGAGGAGCUGACUCAGUACCUGUUUGCUUUGCAGAUCAAGCGUGACCUGGCCUGCGGUAAUCUCAUCUGUAAUGACUCGAGCGCCGCCCUGAUGGUCUCCCACAUUAUCCAGUCGGAGAUAGGAGACUUCGACGAGACCCAAAGCUGGCAGCAUCUCCUCCACAAUAAAUACCUGCCAGACCAAGACGCCAUCCGGGACAAGAUCACCGACUGCCACCGCAAACAUGUCGGACAGACCCCCGCAGAGUCAGACUACCAGUUGCUGGAAAUCGCCCGGCGACUUGAAAUGUAUGGCGUCCGUCUGCACCCGGCCAAGGACCGUGAGGGCACCAAACUCAGCUUGGCUGUUGCCCACACUGGGGUGCUAGUGUUCCAGGGCUACACCAAAAUAAAUGCCUUCAAUUGGUCCAAGAUUCGCAAACUCAGCUUCAAACGCAAACGCUUUCUUAUCAAGCUGAGGGCUGACCCCGCUCAAAGCGGUCACCAUGACACGCUGGAGUUUGCAAUGGCCAGCAGGGACUGCUGCAAAAUCUUCUGGAAGAUCUGUGUGGAGUAUCACGCCUUCUUUAGACUCUUCGAGGAGCCCAAGCCCAAACCCAAGCCCAUCCUCUUCACCAGAGGAUCCUCUUUUCGAUUCAGCGGUCGGACUCAGAAGCAGAUCAUUGAUUAUGUGAAGGAUUCCGAGCCGAAAAAAGUUCCGUUUGAAAGGAAGCACAGUAAGAUUCUGUCCAGUAGCAACAUGCCCCAUCAGUCCUCUUCCUUCCGAUCGCAAGUGCCAAAGGAGACUGCCGCAUCAGUGCCAAUGGAAGAUCUGCCAGACUCGGCCCGACAAGUGGACAAGGAUGCACAGGAACUGCCAGGGACCACGUCUGCCACCAACGGCUUUGCUGAUAACAGCGCAGAUACCAGGCACAAUCACCAAGGCACAGGCUUGCCGCCGGAUAAGCGUCUCCUCAAUCCAGGAGGUCCUGCUUCGGAGGCGUCCCCGCUGAAAACAAACGGCAUUUUGAACAGAGAGGUUCCUAUCGGUGUGGUGCCCCCGAGUCAGCUGUCACCGCUUUCCAGCCCCCUCCUCGGUGACGCCGGAUACAUUCGGAACGAGGAUGAGGAUGAAGCCAGAAGGAAGAAGUUUCCCACAGACAAGGCGUAUUUCAUCGCAAAGGAACUGUUGACCACCGAGCGGACCUACCUCAAGGAACUGCAGGUCAUCACUGAGUCUUUCCAACAUAUUGCGGAGAAAGAUGAAGAAGCAUUUCCAGUUGCUGUUCGCAACCUGAUAUCAGGCAACUAUGAUCCAAUCUACAAAUUCCACCAAGGGUUCCUCAAGGAGGUGGAGCAGAGACUGGCACAAUGGGAGGGUCGAUCCAAUGCACACAUCAAGGGAGACUAUCAACGAAUCGGUGAUGUUCUGUUGAAGAACAUUCAGAGUCUGAGGCAGCUGACGACUCAUCUGCAGAAACAUUCUGAGUGCCUGGUUGAGCUGGAACGAUCCUGUCGGUCCAGUCGCAAGGCGGAGGCUCUGUGUGGAGAACUGGAGCAGCAGAAGGUGUGCUACCUCCCCUUGAACGUCUUCCUCCUGCGGCCGCUCCACCGCCUGCUUCACUACAAGCUCAUCCUAGAGAGACUCUGCAAGCACUACCCGCCUACUCAUGAAGACUUUAGAGACUGCAGAGCGGCCCUGGCGGACAUCACAGAGAUGGUGCUGCAGCUGCAAGGCACCAUGAUGAAAAUGGAGAAUUUUCAAAAGCUUCUUGAGCUGAAGAAAGAUCUGACUGGCAUUGAAAAUCUGGCCAUCCCCGGCAGGGAGUUCAUUAGACUUGGAUGCCUCAGUAAACUUUCUGGGAAAGGCCUGCAGCACAGAAUGUUCUUCCUGUUCAGCGAUUCCUUAGUGUAUACUAGUCGGGGAAUGACUUCAUCCAACCAAUUCAAAGUCCAUGGCCAGCUACCCCUCUUUGGCAUGACGAUUACUGAGAGUGAAGAGGAGUGGGGCGUCCCUCAUGCUUUUACCCUCUAUGGACAACGGCAGUCGGUGGUGGUGGCAGCCAGCUGCGCUGCCGAGAUGGAACGGUGGCUGGAGGACAUCAGGAUGGCCAUUGACCUGGCUGAGCAGACCAAUGGCCCUCACAUGGAUCUCCUCUCCACCAGCCCUUGUGAUAAUAAGCUGCCGGAGGAAGGUGGGGCCGAGCACGAGUCCGAGGAGGAGCUCUGUGGUUCACGUUCAUCUCUAGAGCGCCAAGCUCAGCGCGGUAACACCACCGUGCAUGUGUGCUGGCAUCGCAACACCAGCGUGUCCAUGGUGGACUUCAGUAUUGCUGUGGAGAACCAGCUCUCGGGGAACCUCCUGAGAAAGUUCAAGAACAGUAAUGGUUGGCAGAAACUCUGGGUGGUCUUCACCAACUUCAGCCUCUUUUUCUACAAGUCACACCAGGAUGACUACCCUCUGGCCAGCCUUCCUUUGCUAGGCUACUCUGUCACCGUUCCAUCCGAGUCGGAGAACAUCCACAAGGACUAUGUCUUCAAACUUCACUUCAAGUCCCACGUCUACUAUUUCAGAUCGGAGAGCGAGUACACAUUUGAACGGUGGAUGGAGGUGAUCCGCAGUGCCACAUGCUCCACAAGCCGCUCCCUGCCAAGCAACAGGAAAGAUCUUUAUUGAUACCCCACGGGGGAAGAUCUGGAUUGUCAGCUGCUUUCAAGCCAAAAAGACACACCGAAUCAUGCCACUUUGCACUAAUUAAUAUCCGCAAAUAAAUCAUCUUUUCACUUUCACCUUCAACACACACUUGGGAGGUUCUUCACUGCCACCACUCACUUUCCACACAGCUUGUUUGUAUUCAUGAUGCCAUUUUUUCCUCCUCCUGGCAAGCCAUGCACAUUCUUAUCACAAAGCCGGCCUAACAUUUACCACAAGUGUUUGCAUUGUGUUGGUCUAAAAUCAUUUCACGCACAGGUUAGAGAUGAUAAUUUAUAUACCUGUAAAUCAGGGGUCACCAACACGGUUGCCCGUGAGGACCGUGUGAGUCGCCCGCAGGGCUGUUCUAAAAUUAGCUCAAAUAGCGGCACUUAUCAGUGAGCUGCAUCUAUUUAUUUUAUUUGAGCUAUUCUUGUUUAAAUCAUACUUGCAUGUGAACUGGAAAUGACAAUAACACUUUGUGUGUCUUGACACGUGAAGAAAUUGACAAUAAAGCAGACUUUGACUUUAAUAGUUAAAGCUAAAUUAAGCAAAUUUGCUAUUUCAGAAGUGUGUGUCAGUAAGUAGCCCUGGGCUUAAGAAAGUUUGGUGACCCCUGCUGUAAAUGGAUUUAUUUUCAAUGACAAUUUAAAUACAUUACUGCAGUGCCACUUUCAAAGAGAACACAUCUUUUAUUGUUUUUGUUUCGCAGCAGAUUUUUGUACAGUUCUUUGAUACACUGUGAAACGAUCUGCUUUGCGUGAUUUUUUUUUUCAAUUCAUUACUUUGCCACAUUUUUGUGCCUCACUUAUACAGACAAUCUUCAGAAGGAGUUUUCUUAUACAACCCUGACAUUUUUCUAUUCUAAAUAAAGACAACAAUCUGUUUGUA